AUGCCUCGAUACUGUUUGUUCGGUGAUACGGUUAACACCGCUAGCCGAAUCGAGAGCAAUGGAAAACCUGGCCAAAUUCAUAUUUCCACAGAUACGAUGAGGUUUUUGACCCAAGUCAUUGGUGGCUAUAAGACGGAGCCACGAGGGGAAGUAAUAGUUAAAGUAAGUGUUACACGGGAUGCUAACAGACUCUCCGGUAAGGACAACAGCGCGUGUUCGUUCCCCACCGCGUACACCUGCGGUCCGGAGCUUUGCAAGUGUCUCAGCACUACAUACUAA
This is a messenger RNA of Angiostrongylus costaricensis, 279 nucleotides long. Lineage: Eukaryota; Metazoa; Nematoda; Chromadorea; Rhabditida; Metastrongylidae. The record is from the annotation of a GenBank genome assembly.